UACAUUUUUGACCUCGGAACUGUAGCUUUGAAGUUAGCGUACGAGUGACCGAGCUUCUUGAUUUUCAGUUACGUAGCCAGUCCCCACCAUAGUAGCCCACUACAUUAUCACUAGUAUUGAUAGGCGUUAACCUUUUAGUGUUAGUUCGGAUCCGCGAUACGUAGAUAUACGGUGCCUAAGCACGACUAACUACGCCGGUCUAAACAACGCGUUUUCCUCAAAGUUCCAACCCAAGCCGGCCAACGCAUCCAUCCUAGGCCAUCAUACGAUUUUUGAUCCGUGACCGCAAGGGAGGGUUUUCUAAGUGUGCGUCGCAAUCUUGGCUGACGACCCCCAAAGAACUAAACCUUUGAUGGGCUCCUCCCAACAGCUGGGGCUGGAGUAUGACUUCAUGAGUCUGAUCUGCCGGACAUAAUAGAACCUCAGAAGCAAGCUCCUCUGCUUGAUCGUAGAGCUGCGUCGCUCUGCUAUACCCAUGUCACAGCCAUGGGACUACAUCGCUAAGCUUGUCUGUAUUGGCGACUCUGGAACGGGGAAAUCCAGCUUAACAAUUCGACUUUGUGAAGGUCGCUUCUCAUCCUCCCACGAUGUCACGAUCGGCGUGGAAUUUGGUUCACGCAUCGUCCCAGUUGGCCCGCCCGCAUCAAAAAGUCUUGAACUGAGACUUGACUCCCAUGCUCGCAGAUCUGCAACAUCAUCGUCUGUUUCGUCACCUCCUUCCCAGAUACCCGUCGCUGCUUCGGGACAAGCUGCUGUCACCGGACUGCCCAGUCCUCCGCGCAAGGUUGUCGAGUGUCAAAAGAGAAUGAAACUCUCUCUCUGGGAUACGGCUGGUCAAGAAACAUACAAGUCCAUAACCCGUUCUUACUUCCGCGGUGCUUCUGGUGCACUUCUAGUCUUCGACAUCACCAGGCCUUCCACUUUCUUAUCUUGUACACAGUGGCUUCAGGAUCUACGGCAAAUCGCCGAAGACGGGAUUGUCAUUAUUCUGGUUGGAAACAAGAGCGAUCUGGCAGAUGACGGUUCAGCCUCGAAUCAGAGAAGGGUGACCAGGCAGGAAGCCGAAGAGUGGUGCCGCCAGAAUAAUGUUGCCUAUUAUGUUGAGACUAGUGCAAAAUCUGGCGAUAACGUCGAAUGUGCGUUUCUCGAGGUAGCUGACAUGAUCUACCGCAAUAUUGAAGCCGGUAAAUACGACCUACAUGAUCGCCGCAGCGGGGUCAAGGGCUUUGGCGCUACCGGUGGACCGAAUCAUGGAGCUCCUAAGACCUUUACCUUGGGACUGAACGAUGCGAUGCGCACCAGUGGAAAUGGUGUGGUUGGUGGUUGUUGUUAAUGGUGAUACGGGUACCAUUUGGACAACCCACCAAGCGGGUCGUGUGAGCUACUUACACAAUAAAAGCUUAUUCUCAGACCUAACAAUUCUAAUAUUUCCACAAGCUGGAGGGAUUCAAGGGUGAAAAGUAACUCAACCACGUAUUCUACAUGUCUAGCAAAUUACCUCCACAAAGAAAAGAGCAGAAUGCUCAAGGAUGUCUCCAAGAGAUCUGAGACGGAAGGAGG
Molecule: messenger RNA, 1560 nt
Organism: Aspergillus uvarum CBS 121591
Lineage: Eukaryota; Fungi; Ascomycota; Eurotiomycetes; Eurotiales; Aspergillaceae
Product: ras-domain-containing protein
Exons: 2
Coding region: 476-1333 (285 amino acids)
Biological process (GO): regulation of endocytosis
Cellular component (GO): endosome
Molecular function (GO): GTPase activity; GTP binding
Source: RefSeq, a predicted model, not a curated record